CGGGGUGAGGGACGGAAGGAAUACGUCAUCUCGCUGCGACGCGAUUGGACUGGAGAGUGAGUUUUAUGGCGUGCAGUUCUUCCGCUGAUUUUGCCAAACCCAGUGCCAUGGCUCCGGACUCGGGGCUCCCCGUGGCUGAUCCACUUUUGAAGUUGCUACCCCCGGACUCCAGGGACUGGGGGACGCAGCGUUGCCGCCUGGGUCCUUCUGCCCUCCGCGCCCUGAGGGUCCGUCUGGGCGCCACACUUAGAGUCACUCUGCCGGACGGCGGCUCUUGCAUCUGCACCGCCUGGCCCCGGCGCGACUUGUCAGACGGUUUUGUGCAGCUUGACCCGGCGUGCGCGAGCCCCGGCGCGGCCACGGGGCCGUGGGGUCCAGACCGAAGCAUCCGGUUGAGCAGUCUCCGCGCGGUGCCUUGCCCACCGCUACGUAGCGUCACCGUGUGGCCGGUACUGCGAGAACCGCAGGUUCCGGGCGGGGCCCCGAGCCGGGCUUUGGUGCUGGAGGCAGCGCAGGAGCUGCUGCGGAACCGACCUAUCGGGCCGGGCUCAGUCCUGACGGCGCCCCCGGGCGCCGUCGGCCCGGUGGCCGCGGUGCACGUGCUCGGCGGCGACCCCAGCCCGGAGCCCGCUGGGCUGGUCACGCGGCGCACCCGCGUCGAACUGGGCGAGCCGCCGGUGCCCUCGGCCCCGGAGCUGCCCGCGGAGGCGACCUUGGGCGGUCUGGCCGAGGCGGCUGCUGCGCUGCGGGAGCUCCUGAGUCUACCUCACCUGCACCCCCGCGCCCUGGCGGCGCUCGGCAUCUCCGUUCCCCGCGGGCUCCUGCUCGUCGGGCCGCCCGGCGUGGGCAAGACGCAGCUGGUGAGAGCUGUGGCCCGGGAGGCGCGGGCCCGUCUGCUGGCUGUGAGUGGCCCAGAGUUGCAAGGCGCGCGGCCCGGAGAGACCGAGGAGAACGUGCGCCGGGUGUUCGCGCGGGCACGGGAACUCUCCCGCAGAGGACCCGCGCUUCUCUUCAUCGACGAGCUAGACGCGCUGUGUCCCCGGCGGGGCGGCUCGCGCGGAGCCCCCGAGAGUAGAGCCGUGGCCCAAGUGCUCACGCUGAUGGACGGCGUGGGCAGCGAGCGUCGUGUGCUCCUGGUGGCUGCCACCAAUCGGCCCGACGCACUGGACCCGGCGCUGCGCAGGCCUGGACGCCUGGACCGCGAGAUCAUCAUUGGGACACCCACACUUAAGCAGAGGAAGGAUAUUCUGCAAGUAAUAACUUCAAAGAUGCCUAUCUCCAGUAAUGUGGAUAUACUUCACUUGGCAGAAAUGACAACUGGUUACGUUGGAGCUGAUCUGACCGCACUCUGCCGAGAGGCUGCCAUGCAGGCAAUGCAUCACACUGGUAAGAAUUCUGAAAAUCCUGUGAUUGAUGCAGCAGAUUUCUUUGAAGCCUUCAAAAAGAUUCAGCCUUCUUCCAUUCGAAGUUUCAUUGGACUGAUUGAUGUUAAGCCUGUUAGCUGGGAACAGAUCGGUGGCCUUGAAGAUGUGAAGUUAAAAUUAAAGCAGAGUGUUGAAUGGCCUUUGAAAUUCCCUAGGGAAUUUGCUAGGAUGGGCCUGAGUCCACCUAAAGGAAUUCUCCUUUAUGGACCCCCAGGAUGUGCUAAAACCACACUAGUGAAGGCUGUGGCCACAAGCUGUCAUUGCUCUUUUGCAUCUGUAAGUGCAGCUGACCUCUUCUCACCUUUUGUUGGCGAUUCAGAAAAAGUCUUGGCUCAGGUUUUUCGACAAGCAAGAGCUAAUACUCCAGCAAUUGUAUUUUUGGAUGAAAUUGAUUCAAUCUUGGGAUCUCGUUCCAUCAACAAAACUGAAAAUGGUAUUCAGGAGAGAGUUCUUUCUGUCCUCCUCAAUGAAUUGGAUGGUGUUGGAUUCAAGACAGUAGAAAGAAGAGGAAAUAAAUUGAGGUUACAAGAUAACUGUGAAGAACGGAGAGAAAAUGAGGAGCUAGAGUUUCAAGAGGUUUUUAAUCAAAAUGUUAUGAUAAUUGCUGCAACAAACCGACCAGAUGUAUUAGAUGAUGCCUUAUUACGACCUGGAAGACUAGACAAGCUUAUUUAUAUUCCACCUCCAGAUCAGAAGGACAGACAUUGUAUUUUGAAAAUCUGCACUAAAAAUAAACCUCUAGGUCCUGAUGUGUCUUUAGAAAGCUUAGCAACAAAAACCUGUUUUUUCUCUGGAGCUGAUCUUGAAAAUCUCUGCAAGGAAGCUGCCUUAUUGGCUCUAGAAGAAAAUGGACUAGAAGCAACCACAGUGAAUCAAGCGCACUUUCUGAAAUCACUGAAGACUAUAAAACCAUCCUUAUGCCAUCAAGAUUUGACUCUUUAUGAAGGAUUUCAAAAGCAAGAACUCUCUGCUUUAGAGACUCUUUAGAUUACUUUUAUAGUUUUGUCCAUGAAUAAACUGAAAUGUGUGGGGUUUUCCCCACAUUUCAGGUGGCUAUGUUCUGUGUAUGGGUUUGGAGAGAAUGGGGACUUGGGUCAGGGAUCACCAACUACAUCUAUGGAGGGCUCUUAGUGAAGUUAAUCUGGUUCCAAUGGUUAGUCCCUUCUCCCCACCACUCGCUGCUGAAUUAGCCCCUAGUGUAGGAAAGGAGGGAAUGGGCCCAGGGUCAGUCACCAGCCAUGUGUUCUUCACGUGGGCAGCUCGCUCACCCUCAGUGGACCCCUGUUCCUCAUUUCUGCCAUCUGGGGGGCUGAGCUGCAUGACUGGACUCCCGUCCAGUUCCCUCGGACCUCUACCUGGUGUCACACGGCACAAUCAUGUCGGCUACUUCCUGCAGCAGCUAAGCUUGGAUGAUCCCAUUUUGGAGGCCAGAAAAGCUUUUAGAAGGAGCAAAGCCCACCUACUCCCUUCAGUCUUGAGGUUAAGAAGAAAGGGAUGACAACUGGAAUCCUGUUGGGAUUCAGUGAAAAUAUUUGGAGUAAAUUAGUCAAUACCCAGGCUCCUGUGGUUUCCCUGAGAAGGCUGGACUGGAGUAAAUAAAAUCCUAUUGACAAAUAUAGGGGGUGGAGCCAAGAUGGUGGAGAAGAGCCAGGUUUUGGAGUGACAGAACCCACAAACAUUUAUAGUGUAAUGUUUCCAGCAGAAGAUAACUUGGAAGGACUUCAGGAAAGGUCUGUUUCAAUCAGACAGUAGUAAGGGGAAAGUUGCAGCUCAGUAUAGUGUUUGCUGCUCUCCUGGUUCAAAAGCCAGGGGAUCCGCAGACUAGCUGUGAGACUUCCAAUGCAGCUACAGAAGGCAAAUAGUGAGCCACUGGCCCCAAGCGCAUCGGCUGUAGAGGAAGUAGAAGCAGACUUCAGCCUUUAAAAAUGAGCAAAAGAAGCUCUGACCAUAGGUAGCUUUUAUGGCGACAGUGAAGGACAGACCUCAAAUCCUGAGGACAUUUAACGACAAAACAUCUCCAGAUGAAGCCCCAAAGGGUGA
Messenger RNA from Sarcophilus harrisii (Tasmanian devil), 3464 nucleotides. It is a transcript of the gene AFG2B, whose product is annotated as spermatogenesis associated 5 like 1. The transcript has 8 exons. The record is from RefSeq and is a predicted model, not a curated record. Gene Ontology annotation, molecular function: ATP binding; ATP hydrolysis activity. The coding region runs from base 66 to 2411 and encodes 781 amino acids. Lineage: Eukaryota; Metazoa; Chordata; Mammalia; Dasyuromorphia; Dasyuridae.